Tribolium madens (black flour beetle) is the source of this 2148-nucleotide messenger RNA. RefSeq lists its product as uncharacterized. Gene Ontology annotation, molecular function: nucleic acid binding. NCBI's taxonomy places the organism in Eukaryota, Metazoa, Arthropoda, Insecta, Coleoptera, Tenebrionidae. The transcript has 2 exons. Bases 207 to 1991 code for a protein of 594 amino acids. The record is from RefSeq and is a predicted model, not a curated record.
CUAACAUUUAUUCGACAUAAUUUUACAAUUACGUCACAAAAUAAAUGUUAAGGCUGAUGGGGAAUUACCGUUUUGCUAUUGGCAGUUUUGAAAUUUAAUUUUCAGUUUCUUAAAUGUCAAGUUGAUGUGUAGUUGUGUAAGUGUGGCAAAUAUUUUUUGAUGUAACAAAUAAAAACUGAGGAAUUAGUCCGAGAUUGCAAUUUAAAAUGAGUCGGAAGCACCACCACCAUAACAUCCAGCCCUAUGAUUACGAUCGCUUCAGUCAACAUCCGCGAGAUCGAGACCGGGAGCAAUCAAGAGGAAUCGAAUAUCAAGAUGACUCCUUGAGUUCUAUAAACUCCGACGAAGAAUCGUAUUUACACCAUACGCACAGGGACAAGAAAUCAAAUUUUUACAAUUCGAAAUGCGACUCGGGAAACAAGUCGAGCAAAAAUGAGAAAAACAGCGAGGCCUAUCACCAAAAGGAGUCCAAAACGCAACCCCGCGUCAGUAGUAAUAAUUCCGACGCCACGGCGGAACGACUUGAGCGUCUUGAGACCAUGUUGGAGGAGUUUAUGAAACGUACCAGCACUACCAGUGCACCAGAGGCUCUACCCAGUGUCCCUGAGAAAGGACCCAGUGAAAGACGCGACAGGCGGUUUUAUGUGGAACCACCAGGUGUCCCUGAAAAAGGAUCUGGUGAAAGACGCGACAGGCCGUUUUACGUGGAACCACCAAGUGUUUCUGAAAAAGGACCCAGUGAAAGACUUGACAAGCAGUUUUAUUUGGAACCACGCCGUCACAGUUUUACAACCUCCAUGUGGAUUAACAAGAUACAGGAGAUGUCAUUUCAGAAUAACUGGGAUGAGAAGACUACAAUCCAAUAUAUGGCGUCUCAAAUGUCGGGGAUUAUAAAGGCGUGGUAUAACAGUUUACCCAAUUACGACUACACAUGGCCUGAAUGGAAAAUUUUAAUUUGCAAAGUGUUUCCCGACAAUACCGAUUUUGUGACCACUUUGAAGAGAUUAGUAACAAGACUGAAGCAAGCCGAUGAAAGCAUGACGACCUACUACUUUAGCAAGAUGUAUCUCAUUGAAGCCUGCAAAAUCACAGGAGAGGACGCAGUUUCCUGUUUGAUCGACGGAUUGAACAACCAGGCGAUACAAGAACAAGCAAAAGCGCUAAAUUUUCUUACUCCAGAAACGCUGUAUUCCCAAUUUUUGAUGGCUUUACCUGAGUACUCCAUCGACUACGCACCCUCUGGAAUUCCUUCGGACGCCGUUUUGACCAAUUGGUACUAUCAAGAGGAGACCCCAAGUGUGCAGGAUGCCAAUGAAGAAGGAAAUAAUACUCAGGAACAAAUGUUUGAGUAUGAGAACGAUGAAAGGACUGAAGAAUUCAACUAUCGCGAUGUAGGAAAUGCAAGUUUUGAUGAGACUCGAUCCGUAAAGUCACCCUCAAAGCACCCUGUUCCUGUUCACUCAAGACUUGAUAAAAGGUUCAUCAGGCGGAAUGAAUUCAAACACCAGGGUAAAGUUCCAUUGGCUGCUAAGGUGUGUUCUAUUUGUAUGAAUCGAGGACACAUUGCGAGGAAUUGUAGAAGAAAGGUGGAUAAAGUAUUAUAUUCUCAUUUGUCCCAUGAGGGUUUCAAUGGAUGUUUUUUUAAAAAUUGUCUGGUUAAUGGUCAAGAAUUGGAUUCUUUUAUCGAUACCGGAUGCACUACUGUGACUGUAACAGAAGAAAAGGCACGGAGCUUAAAACUACUCGUGAAUUCUAGUGAAGAUUGGAUUCAAACGUUCGGUGGAGGAUCAGUUCGGAUUUUGGGGGAAACAGAAGUGGUACUGAAGGUGGAUUCUGUUCAGGCUCGUGUAAAGGCGAUUGUUGUACCAAACGACGCACAAGAGGUUUCUGUCAUCGUUGGACAAAGUUUCCUUAACCAGAAGAAUGUAUGCGUGUUAUUACAAAAUAACACGCUAAAAAUUUAUGAGCCAUUCUGUAAACUAACAGAUUAACUUUUAAUUUGGUGUAUGAUUCCAACCAAUGGGGCGCGUACUUCAGGUGUGACCCAGUUUGAGUUACCGUUUUUUUUAGAAUUAGAAAUUUCUGUUUGAUACUUAAAUUAAGAUUUAAACUUCUUUGUAAUAAUUGAAAAUAAAGUAUUCAUACUUC